AUGGACGUCUGCAUUGUAACUGAUUUUGCUGUAACAACCCUAUGCUGUGGCUUGGGAAGAGGAAAAUAUUCCCUCAUUAAGAAACUCAUUAAUUUAACCAAAAAUCAAAAUGGAUACAUUUGUUUAGUUAUAUUGUUUGUCUGUAAGCUGAUAGACUCAAAUGCUGAAAACGAUUUUAAUCAAAUUGAUUCACCCACAAUUAUUGAUACAUUGACCUUUCCUUUAGUGAUAGAUGAACUAGAUUUACCACCCAGAAAUCAACAACUCCCUAUCAAAGAGCAUCCAAAAUAUGAAAGUUUACAUUCAUCAAAUGUAGUCACACAACAAGAAGACAAUUCUCGUCAGACUACUCGUAAAUCUAGAUAUCUCGACAAACAGAAUGAACAAAGUGAAUUUAAUUAUUCACUUUUUGAAGUUGGUGAAUCUGCCUGUCCAAAUGUUUAUUGUUAUGCAAAACGUCAAUCUUUGACUAAUGAACUCAUGUUCGACUGUAAAACACAAUUAUCUGAACUUGACAAUAAGGAUACAAUGAUUGGUUGUCAUUUUUGGCGAGUACCAUCACCAGGUACAGAUACAAAUCAUCCACUUCAGUCGAAACGACAUGGUCAAGGAUUUGAUCUACGCAUUGUUCUGCAACCGGCUACAGUUGGUGCUGAAGAAGUUUCCAAAACAAAUGGAAUUAAAAGACUUCGUAUUGGCCAGUUAAAACCAGGUAUACUGGAAUGGAUUGUUCAGAUGGUACGAUCAAGUUCGAAGAUGACAUUGAGUCCGGUUCAUUUGACAAUAUCAUUUAUUUAUUUUAAAAAUCUUGGUCGUAACGACUUAGGCAAUCUUCCUACUAAAUCACAUGUGACACGUUUGAGCUUAUGGAAUCCUUUCAGUUGGGAUGAGGAUAGCUUCAUACCUUUUAUAGACCAGAAAUCAGAAUCUUUAACUGAUGGAGUAUAUACAACAAACAUACCACCUUACUUCCGUCUUUCCAUAUUUUGCGAUUAUGAAAAUCAAAACUCAUCAUUUAAGCGUUUAUGGUUCCCAUGGAAAAGUUGGCAGCUACGUCUGAGUCACUGCUCAGAUCUUUACGUUUGUAGAUUGUGGUAUGGUAAAUACCCUAUAUGUGACACGAAAUAUACCAGUAACAAUAAUGAUAUACCCAUGAAAACCUUUGUGCCAUCAUAUUUCAUCUCACCAAAGUCACUGUUGAAUACAUCUCACUUCACGAGACAAGAGACUGGUAUGCAAAUUUUAUACAACAAUCAAUGUCAACUUGAACCUGAUCAGUCAGAUCCUGUCGGUGACUUGAAGUUAGAUCAUCGUGGUCAUUGCUGGAAAACAGAUGCAUAUAAAGCUGCUUUGGAUAGGGGUAUGACCAAGACUAUUGUGCCGAUAGUAGUUACAGUGCCAACAACUCCUUUUAUCAGUACAACAACUUCAACUGUUCCAUUAUCCGUCAUGACAUCAGAAAUUGUUGUUUUAUCCGCUUCGCAAACAACCACGGAGGCUCCUGUUUCUACUAGUCCAGCAACAGCUACUACUACGACUGUUACUGCUAAUACCAAUACUACAACUGCUACCAUUACUACUACUUCUACCACUAAUACUGCUGGCGAAUUGAAAACUGAUCCCCCCAUGUUGUCAAAAUCUUCUGCAGAUAGCUUAAAGCCAGUGCCUGCUAAUUUAUUAUCUCAAGAUAAAGAGAUAAGUAGUGAAUCUGCUAAAGACAUCUCUGAUUUCAAAUCAGACUCAAACAAUACAAGUAAUGCUGCUAUUAAUCAAGAUAAACCAAUCAAAGAGACCUUAUCAAUUGAACAUUUGACCAUUGGAUUAAUUCUACUCGGCAUUGUGAAUAUACUACUACUAUUCUGUUUCAUUAUGUUAGUAUUGUGGAUACGACGAAGAACUCGAAAGAACUUAAAACAUCAAUCCAGCAAAUUAAGAGAGUUUGAUAAAUUUUACCAAGAUUUCACAGGGAUUGAUGUUACUGGUAGUAAUGGCAUUUACGAAACCAGUCAGUAUCCAUUAUUAAUAUCAAGUAUCUCAGGUACCUAUCUAUCUGAAUCGCAUCCAAAAUUGAAUGUUCGGCAUAAUUCAUUUCCUAAUAGUUCUUUAUCACGUUCACAGAAUUCUGACACAUUUUUACCAAUCAGAAAUAGCAAUAAUAAUACUAGUACCAAUAGUAACAAUUAUAACCCUGACAACAGUAAUCAAAGUCAGCAGCAUUUAUUAGGUCGAUCAACAUCUUACUCAAGUACUGUAUGGAAUGGAUCAUUAAGAAAUGGUUUGAAUAAAUGUAGUGCUAAUGAAAAUACGUCAGUAUUGAGUAAAAUGAAUCGUACUCACAGUAAAGAUAGGUGGGAUUAUCCAUCGAAUGGCUUUCCAGCUGAAUAUAAUCAUCACACUUCAUCAACUCCAUAUUCAAGUCGACAACAGCUUCAAUCCAUCAAUUCUUAUCCAUACCGUCGUGAUGAGAUAAAUGUUCAUCACAACCUUUUAUCCUCCGAUGCCAUCUACAUCUUCAACUGCUGUUAUCGCAGCUGA
Messenger RNA from Heterobilharzia americana, 2535 nucleotides. The record is from the annotation of a GenBank genome assembly. Lineage: Eukaryota; Metazoa; Platyhelminthes; Trematoda; Strigeidida; Schistosomatidae.